Messenger RNA from Oppia nitens, 2215 nucleotides. Its product is annotated as decapping and exoribonuclease protein-like. Gene Ontology annotation, biological process: nuclear-transcribed mRNA catabolic process; NAD-cap decapping. The transcript is spliced from 3 exons. Gene Ontology annotation, molecular function: mRNA 5'-diphosphatase activity. Lineage: Eukaryota; Metazoa; Arthropoda; Arachnida; Sarcoptiformes; Oppiidae. Gene Ontology annotation, cellular component: nucleus; cytosol. Bases 362 to 2215 code for a protein of 617 amino acids. The record is from RefSeq and is a predicted model, not a curated record.
UGACAACAAAUGCAAACCAAUUGAUAAUAUUUAAUAACAAAUAGUGUUUUGUUUUGUUGUUAUGUUUUUGUUUGUUUGGAGGCAUUGAUCACACAUUUUCAUUGAAUGGACGGGUAGUUCAUAAUAUUGGGUCAUAGGUUUAGGUGCAGUUAGACAAUACAUACACACAUUAGACAACAUAUAUACAAAAAUGACCACAAAGUCACCUAUAGUUUGGUCCAAUUAAUUCAAUUAUAAUUAAAGCAAAUAUUAAAAAAUCAAUAGAUUUUUAUCAUUCAAAUUGAAUGCAAACGAUUGAUAUCAGUGUUUAAGACACAGGUGUUUGAUCCGAUUGUUGUCAUCAGUCAUCAUCAGCCAAGACAUGGGUUCAUCUCAAGACGAUCUACUCAUCGAAACCAAACAGAUUAUUAGUUCUCUGGUAAUACCACAUCCAAAUGGUGUAUCACUCAAGACAUUAUGCAAUGAAUACUUAGAGAUGGAAGGCAAAGACUUGCCGUUCAAAGAGUUGGGUUUCUCUAAUCUAACAAAUCUGUUAAAAUCGAUGCCAGAUGUGGUCAGACCGUCGUUUGAAGACAACAUAUCGAUAAUGUUGUUCCCAGUGGUGAACGAAUCGACCGAACAUAUCGUUGAUAUGGUUAGCAAUCAAAGCCAUAGAGGAUUGAAUAAAAAACUCAAACGCAAAGGUUUGAAAAAAGUAUCACAAACUACUCCACAACAAAAUCGGUUAUCAUAUUCACCACAAACUCCAUCGCCAUCUCCAUCAUCACUCAAAAGACCAUUAGAUCCACGACAGCAAAGAAUGGAUCCACGUUUAGCCAAAAGGAUGAAUACAUCCAACAACUCGGACACCAAUAGCCCUAAUAAACAACAACAACCCGACAAUAGACCUAAUAAUCAGAAUGGUUCGGGAGAUCAUAACCAACGACAACAACAUAAACCACAACAACAACAACAAACCCCGAGCCGACCGUAUCACGAAAUGUCAGAUUUUGAAGUGACAUCACUUGUUAGUGCUGUCCGCCAGAAGACAACAACAACCACUAUUGAAGUGGCAAAGAAUGGAAUCGAUUUGAAAACAUGGGCCGAAAUAUUUGAUGUCCAAACAGUUGCCGAUUUGAAACCAUUUCCAUUGGAAACCAACGGAAUGAUGGUUGCGAAGGCCAUUCUUAGACAACCUCUUAAAAUAGGAGAGUAUUCACUGAAAAUUAAUUCACGAGACGACGUCCGUCUAUUUAUGCCCGAUAGCUCUGAACUCAAAUAUCUUCACAUACCUCCAGCUAUCACUCAAAUCAAUUUGGAUUUAAAUCAUGGCUACGAUAUGGUUAGUGAUAUUCAUUGGGGAAAGCCUUCAAACACUAAAAUCGAUGAACUCUUACAAUGGAUUUCACGAAAUCGUAAAAAGUUUAUGAUUGCCGGAGAAGUCGCUUCCAAGCAGUUGCACACAGACUUUGUCUGCUAUAGAGGUAUAUUGGCUAAGAUUAUGACCACACCGUAUGAACAACAGAAUCGUUGGGUGAUCUGUGCGACCAAAUAUCGGGGAACAAUAUAUUUGUGUCAAUUUCAUGAAGAGUUUCCCGAACCCGACGAUUAUUAUAACAAAAUGAGUUUCGGUGGUUUCCGAUUUGAAAGCUAUCUGACCAGUUAUGAGGCCGAGUAUCCGCCCGAUCCUAACGACUUUGAUCCCGAUCAUCACGAGUAUUGUGCUGUUAUGCGAACCCGACUUAUGGCUGAUGUUGACUCACAUUCCCUGUGCUUUGGAGCCGAACUGGACUGUGUUCUGCCUAAUGUUAGGGAACAUCCGGGAACUUUAUCCAACUUUAUUGAACUUAAAACGACAAAAAUUAUGUCUUCUGAAAAUCAUUAUCGAAAUUUUCUGAAACAUAAACUAUUGAAAUGGUGGGCACAGUCCUACAUAGUCGGUGUUCCUACAGUUUAUUGCGGUUAUAAAGAUAAUAAAAAUAUUGUUAGAAAUUUGGAACCGUUAAAGAUUGAAGAGUUUCCAAAUCUAGCUCUUGAGUUUUGGUCGGCUAAUGUUUGUCUAAAUUUUUUGAACAAAUUUUUGACGCACAUGAAAGAAUUGGUUACCAUCGAUGAUCCAAAUGUUGUCUAUCGGUUUGCAUUUCAACCACAACAGGACAUUACCUGCACAAGACUUGUCGAUCCGGGAGAGUUCCAAAUACUUCCUGAUUGGUAUAUCCAAGAGUUUGCAAAUUGA